AUGGGCCGACAAUACCUUAAAGCAAGAGCGGUGCUUUCAGAAAAAGGAGCAACGCCUUCUGUCGACGUUCCCGGGAUUGUACGAGAGGUGAUUGAGACCAUUCGCAAGGAUGGCGAUAAGGCUGUGACGAAGUACUCCGAGAAAUUUGACAAAUGGUCGCCCCAGAGUUUCAAACUGUCCCAGAGUGACAUUGAUGCUGCCAUCGCCAAUUGCUCCAAGCAAACUCUCGACGAUAUAAAGGAGGUUCAACAGAAUGUACGUCUGUUUGCAGAAGCACAAAAGGCUUCGCUAAAAGAUUUCGAAGUUGAAAUCAAACCGGGAGUGCAUCUGGGACAGAAGAAUGUCCCAAUUGAUAACGUCGGCGCAUACAUUCCUGGAGGACGCUAUCCGCUGCUUGCAUCCGCGCAUAUGACCAUUCUCACAGCGAAGGUUGCUGGUGUCAAGCACGUCAUCGGUUGCACACCCCCCGUCAAUGGCCAGAUUCCGAACAGCACCGUUGCGGCAAUGCAUCUGGCAGGAGUGGAUGAGAUCUUCCUCUUGGGGGGCGUUCAAGCUGUGGCUGCCAUGGCCGUAGGCACUGAGAGCAUCCAAAAAGUUGAUUUCAUCGCAGGACCAGGAAAUGCCUUUGUGGCCGAGGGGAAGAGGCAGCUCUUUGGGGAGAUUGGUAUCGACCUUUUUGCCGGCCCUACGGAAAUCCUUGUCUUGGCUGAUGAAACUGCCGACCCCUUCACCAUUGCUACAGAUCUGGUCUCGCAGGCGGAGCAUGGCCCAGAUACUCCGGCUGUGUUAAUCACCACUAGCCCUGAUGUGGGGUGGAAGGCGAUUGAAGCUGUGAAUCAGCUUCUUGGAUUUUCAGAUCUUUCAACAGCUGGGGUCGCGAAAACGUCGUGGGAAGCGUUUGGAGAAGUCAUUGUUGUUGAUUCCAUGGAUGAUCUGUGGCAAUUGGCGAACCAUUAUGCGAGCGAGCAUGUACAGGUGUUCACCAGAAAUCCACGGGAUGCUCUGGUACGGAUGACCAACUAUGGAACGCUGUUCUUGGGCGAAAGGACCUGCGUCUCCUAUGGUGAUAAGGUCAUUGGCACGAAUCAUGUGCUUCCCACUCGAUCCACCGCUAGAUAUACCGGUGGUCUGUGGGUGGGCAAGUACCUGAAAACCUGCACCUAUCAAGAAGUCACCUCAGAGAAAGCAAGUGGGGACCUAGGCCGGCUCUGUGGACGUGCCGCACGUGCUGAGAACUUCGAGGCGCAUGCACGAUCUGGCGACCUACGGGCAGCUCAAUACACGAGUGACAAUUUUGAGUGGAUUCAGAAGACGAAGGCACGCAUGUGA
This is a messenger RNA of Aspergillus chevalieri, 1329 nucleotides long. RefSeq names its product histidinol dehydrogenase family protein. Gene Ontology annotation, molecular function: metal ion binding; NAD binding; histidinol dehydrogenase activity. The transcript has 3 exons. NCBI's taxonomy places the organism in Eukaryota, Fungi, Ascomycota, Eurotiomycetes, Eurotiales, Aspergillaceae. Gene Ontology annotation, cellular component: cytoplasm. The record is from RefSeq and is a predicted model, not a curated record. Bases 1 to 1329 code for a protein of 442 amino acids. Gene Ontology annotation, biological process: L-histidine biosynthetic process.